UUUCAUUUUCUAAAUUUAAAUUUUGGCGCACUUUCCAACAAGUUGGUUCUUAUGGAAGGCGCACAAGAAACAAGCGUUUCUACUUGUAGUUUUAUUCCAAAAGAACUAUCAGCGGAAGAACUUUCAGAAUCAGAGUUUAUUACAAAUGGUUUGUUUACAGAAAACAACCAAGAUACCGUUUCUCGCUCUUCCAAUAGUAAGGAAACAACAAGUGGGUUGUCCUCCAACCAUAGCUUUCAAAACAGAGAAAUAACAAACUAUCAAGACCACUCUAUGGAAGUGAAUUCAAAGUUAUCCAGUGAUGAGGAAGUACUUUCUUCCAACGAAUACAUAUUUCAAGACUUGUUUACAGGUAAUAGGGCUCUAACGUCAGAAGAAUUUGCCGAAAAAAUUUUAUAUCUAACAGACCUUAUUACAAGAGAAAGAGAAGAAAAAUACAAGUUACAGAAAAAAGUUAGAACUCUUGCAGAAGAAAAAAGAAUUCAAAGCUAUGACUUGGAAGAAUUGAGAGAUGAACUUGUCCAUUGUAGAAAAGAAAAACAGAACUAUUAUAGACAAGUAGAAAUGCUUCAACAAGAAAAAUUAUACUUCAAAUCAAGGCUAGACGAACAAAUUGAAAAAGGCUCUCAAGAUUCAGACAGUCAUUGGAGUCUACAGAAUGAAAUUCGAGACUUACAGAACAAAAUGCAUGAUAUGGAACAGGAAGUGAAAGAAACCAGUAGCUAUGCAACCCAUUUAAAAAUAAAAUUGGAGAAAAAGACAGAGGAAGUCGUUCAACUCAAAGCUAAGGAACAAGCUUACCAUGAAAGAGAAGAAACUUUGAGAAAAGAACGCGAUGCCCUUAUUCGAUCCAAUGCAGAAGCAGUACAAACUGUAGAGCAACUGAGACAUACCUGGAACUCUGUACAAGAACAGCUUCGAAUGGAAGUGUCGAGACGAAAGGCACAAGAGAAUGAAUACAGAUUACGUAUACAAGAACUGGAACAAAAGUCUCGAAAGUGGAAAGAUGAUAAUGAGAACCUUAAGUUUGCCUUGCACAAUUUAGAAAAUUUGUUGGAAGAGAAACAAUUGACUUGUGAAAAUAAUCAGCAAUUGAUUGAUAACUACGAGACACAGAUUGUUUCCUUUAAUGAAGAAUUGAGGCAACUCAAAGAAAUACGAAAUUCGUUACAACAGAGAGCCAUCGAAGCGACAGAACAACUGCAGGAACGAGAUGACAUUAUUGAAAAACUAAAUUCCACUCUCGAGAACAAGAAUAAACGUUGUAAGGACCUUGAGAGAACAACCCAGUCUCUUCAAGAACGCCAAGAUGAACUGCUCAACAAAAUUCGAGCUUUGCAAGAAGAUUGCCAUCGGCUGAGAAAGGACAAGGAAUACUUACAGAGUCUUCGAGAACGAGCAAAUGCAGAAGCUGAAUCUUAUGCAACACAGUUGGAGUCCAUUGAAGACCAACGUCAUAAGCUGGAAGAACAAGUUCUAAACUUGCAAAGUGCACUUCAAAAGUCACGUGCAGAGGAAGGAAAGUUGAGGAUUAAGUGCGAGAAUCAGAAGCAAAUGUUAGAAGAAUAUGAAAGACAGCUUGAAAAGAACUCGAAUUUACAGGAAUCUGCAAUAUUUCAACAGGUGUGUGACCUGCUCGAUCAAAAACUUCCAAAACUCGAUGAGAGUGGUGAACAAAAGUCUGUCAUACUGCAAUUAGCAGAUAAAGUACAGCAACUUUGUGACGAGAAGGAAGAAAUGAUAGCUAUUAUUGAUCAUAUGAAACAAGAACUAGAUGCCAACAAAAAGAGUGAAGAACAACUUGGGGGAACAGAUUACAACGACCUUAAGGACUUGUUGGAAGGAAAGGAGAGAGAAAUAUCGCACCUUGAGGCUCGAUUGCAGCAAACUAACGAAGAAAAAACUUUUGUUGAAAAUGAGCUGCGACUAUUGCAGAAAGAAAUCGAACAAAUUCGUGGAUACAAUAGCUUUAACUUGGAUAAGACUGAAAUUUCUUCGGGAAAACUUUCAAACUCAUUUUCCGAACAGUCUCUACAGAAAAUUCUCAAAGCUUUUGAUAAUUUAGUUCAUGAGAAGAAGAUUUUGUCACAUAAGAACAAGGAGUUGAACGAAAGGCUCCGAGUAACGUUGGAAUCUCGUGAACUUGAUGAAGAAACUACACGUUCGUUGUUAAAAGAAAGCCAAACUAUACAACAACAGUUAUGUGGUAUUAUUUCAGCUCACGAGUCUGUACUUAACGAAAUGAAAGAAGAACCAGUGUCUCCUUACCCACUUGUGAAUAAGGAUAUUGAAGAGGACAAGGAAAAUAAGGAUAUGAACAGUUCCAUUGUUUCUACUUGUGAUGAGCCUCUUAUUCGAGCAAUGAAUACACAUAUUUUUCAACUUCGGAAUAUGUGGCUGCAUGAACUUGAUAAUAAUGCAGAAUUGCGCAAGAUUAUUGUCGAGUUGCAUCAAAAGAAGAAAGUGGGUGAGAAUCUUUGUCAUCGCGGAGUUCAAAGUUCCGAAUAUGGAAUGAGCAACACUCAAGUAUCUGGUCUUGAUAAUGAUUUUAGUAAGUUGUUGGAAACUGUCGAUGACCUGAAGAAUAAGAACUCUUGCAUGGAGCAGGAGUUGGAAGAAUACAAGACGAAGCUGGACGAAUCGUCAAGUCUUUUGGUGGAAUUGCGUAGUACUUGGCAUUCAUGGGUACUGAAGUUGUAUGAAAUGUUGCCAUUCAAGGAAGUAGUGGACGAUGAAAGUAAUGUGGAACGUAUUUGUUUGCAAAUAUUCAAUUGUUUGAAAUUGACGACUCACAAGUUUCAUUCUUUAUCUACUGAAAUCGAAAAUUUGGAAAAAGAAAACAAGCGCAUCAAUGACUGUGUAAUGAAUUUGAAAACACAAAAGUCUCUAUUUCUUUAUAUGUUGGAGAAAAAUAAUAAUUUAUCGACGUUUCAAGUUGUUGACUAUUAUCAACCCAAAGAACGCCUGAAAACAUAUCUUGUUACUUUAUUGGGUAUGUGGAGACUUUGCACUGUGCUGAAUCGAGAGAAAAAUGGAAUUGAGGUUAGUUCUGAGGGUUGGUACUAUUUGCAAGCACCGCAGUGUGCAAAGAGUUUUGAUAACAGAAGGGAAGUGGAAAAUGCGAUGAAUUCAGCAUUGGUACCCCGUUUACAGAGUGAAAUUGCUCAAAAAAACAAAGUCAUUCAUCAGUUGGAACGAAGAAUUGCAACUCUUCAAGAGAAGAAACGGUCGGACUAUGGUGAAAGUGAUGGAGGUGAUAUUCCAUACAAGUCUUUGAGAAUGAUGUUGGAAGAGAAAGACGCAAAGUUGAAACAGGGACAACAAGUUAUUGACCGACUCAAAACUCAAAGAGAAAAAUUGCAACUUCAAAUAACCAACAUAUCCAAAGAGCUCGAAACUCUUGCCGCGUCGGAAAGUAGAGAACGUUUUGCUAAGGAGUCUGCAGAGUCUCGUAUUCAGCUUAUGAAUAAGAAACUACAAACUGAAAUGAAAAGAGUCGAAGCAUUGAAAAAAGAACUAUAUGAAAGAGAGAAGAAAUUUCAAGAUACAGUAGCCCAACUAUUAGCUAAAACGGAAGAAUCUUUUUCAUCGGAAUAUGGAAGUACAGGUGGUCUUCGACAAUCACCUCGUUUCAGUCCAUCAUUUAAUUCCCCUCCAGUGAAGGAAUCCAGUUCUAUGAAGAAGAAAAAGAGUCCUAGAAGUAACUCACAACAAAAAGAUGAAGAAAAUGCCAGAAAACUGGAAGGUUCCUCACUCAUUUCACAGUUUCAUCAAGUUUCAGAUUCUAAAGCCUCUCAGGGUGGUAAGAGCAGUCCUUCAAUCCAUAAGAGUCUGGUCGAUCACAUUCUUUCUUCUGCCGAAGCAAGUCUAGCCAAGGCAAAAAAAGAUGAUUCCACUGAGGAAUCUGUUCAAGAACUUCGUGAACAUAUUCAAGAACUUCGCAAUGCUUCUAUGAAGCUCAUGUCCAAAUCGACGGUCUAAGUUGUUGCUUUAUAUAUCCAUUUGUUUUUU
This is a messenger RNA of Galdieria sulphuraria, 4011 nucleotides long. RefSeq lists its product as uncharacterized. Bases 52 to 3981 code for a protein of 1309 amino acids. The record is from RefSeq and is a predicted model, not a curated record. The transcript has a single exon. NCBI's taxonomy places the organism in Eukaryota, Rhodophyta, Bangiophyceae, Galdieriales, Galdieriaceae.